AUGAUGGCCAAGGCCAGAUCGUUGCUCGUGCUCUUGUGCUCCCUCCAUGCGAUGUGCGAUGAGACUCAUCAGAGGUCCAUGUAUACCAACGUCGUAGACUUCGUUUGCUCCCCAGGAAACGCUACCAGCCUGUGGGGCGCCAAGACCGACAGGGCAGCCUGGUUCGGGAGGAGCGACAUGGCGGUGGCGGUCAAGGACAACCACGUUUGGGUCAUGGGCGGACAGAGAGGAGCGUCAGGAGCUUUCGAGCUCAUGAACGACGUUUGGAAGAGUGCGGACGGCGCAGCCUGGACGUCAGUGACGGGCAAAGCGCCAUGGGCGGCUAGAAGAAAGUUUGGAGGUCUGACGUUCAACUCCAAGCUCUGGGCGAUGGGAGGAACGCUGUCAGCGGUGGAGUCCAACGAGCGGCACACGUCCAACGCUGUCUGGUCCUCUGCGGACGGGGUCACGUGGCAGGCAGUGAGGGAGGACUCUGCGUCCUGCACCGGGAGCACAUGUGACCCGUCGUCGUCGUCCUACAUGUGGGCGCCGCGUCACUCGAUGGUGGCAGUUGACUUCCUAGGGAAGAUCUGGAUCAUAUCGGGAGUGAGAAGCGACUACGACCAGUACGCGGCAGCGAAUCAAGACUUCAUCCACGACAUAUGGUUCACUGAUAACGGGGUCAGGUGGACCCGGGCCGCGAACUCGACGCCAUGGCAGGACUGCCGGUCUGUGGUGGGGGCAGUCCACCGACUGCAGCUGUUCAUCAUGGCGGAGUCGCGAGAGCUGCGCUACUACUACACCACGUGGAUCUCGAGCGAUGGCGUCACGUUCAAGGAGGCCCGCCAGGCCUGUGCCGUCUCCGGGCAGCCCGUCGGAGGGCUGGUGUCGGCAGGAGGAAGCCUGAUGGUGUUCGCGGUCUCUGACCGGCUGCUGGGGGAUCAGGAGGUGCUGCUGUGGUACACGAACUCGACGACUGCAGAGGACGCGAUCUUCUAUGCGACCAACUCGUCGGUGGCCAACGGGCCGAGGCGAGGAGCAGGGUACACGACGUUUGCUGGGGAGGUCUGGCAGAUAGGAGGGAGCUGCUUGAACUGCGGGAUGUCGACAGUGAUGAACGUGAGGAGGAGGACGGCGGGGAGGAGAGAGAGAGGAGGGAUGAAUGAGAGGAGAGAGCCUCAGAGCUGGAUCUGA
This is a messenger RNA of Guillardia theta CCMP2712, 1173 nucleotides long. RefSeq lists its product as hypothetical. The transcript has a single exon. Gene Ontology annotation, molecular function: protein binding. The coding region runs from base 1 to 1173 and encodes 390 amino acids. The record is from RefSeq and is a predicted model, not a curated record. NCBI's taxonomy places the organism in Eukaryota, Cryptophyceae, Pyrenomonadales, Geminigeraceae.